AUGCCAAAAGUGAAGGGUUGGCGUCGAUCACAGGCCGCAACCAGGCGCCGCGCUCAGCGCGAGUUCCUGAUUGUUGGUCCACAAGGCCACAGUGAUGACGUGCCUACAGGUGUGUAACAUUUUCUUUUAAAUGUAUCAUUUUUUCUUCACGCACUAUAUUGCAAACAGUUUCUUAUUUCUUUGUAUCUUGGAAAAACACAUACAAAUCAGGUUUACUGUUUACAUUUUACAAUAAUACAUGUCAAUGUUAUCUGUUUAAUAGGCACUGUCGGGACUGGUUAUCGCCAUCGUGUUAACCAGUGGCCAAUAUCUGUGUUGACUGGUCGGCAACACAAAUUGGUCAUUCCUCCUGAGGUUCCUGACAAGAAGGCAUGAAACUGACAUUAUUUUUUACCCUCACAACACAUAUUUCAGCUGAUACAGUAUUUAAUUAGUACUUCUCCCUUUUUCAUCCUAGUUUGUUCUUAUCGUUGGUGACUCUCACCUGCGCCCGUUUGCUGAUGGGGUUGUGCCAUUGCCUGAAGGACGGAUGUCCUUUGGGUUCAUGUCCACACCAGGGGCCUGCGCUGAUGGACUGAGGACUGAGAUGGUACAUGCUGCUGUGCCUCGCAAUCCUGACUUGGUCAUUGUCAUGGCUCCUAGCAACAACCUUACAACCCAAGGGUCUCUUGAGAAGUCGUCUACAGAUUUUGCUAAACUUCUCUCCACUGCCGUUGGAAGGUGGUUCAAGGUGGGGCUAUGAUGUCAUUAACACAUUUUGUAGUAUCUCAAUUAUGGUUAUGCUCAGUAAUAACUCUUGUGUUUUUUGUCCUUCUGGUGUGUUUGCUAUUUUUAUAGGUAAUUGUGUAUGACUUUCCACCUCGGCUGAACCACCCUUUGGAUCAUCAGGAGCUGCUGCGGCAGGAAUUCCGUCGAGUUGCAGCACGUAUGGGUACGUUUUACAACACUUUAAAUUCGCCUUCAUGACAAAAUUCUAAAUGACAAUAUCAUCAUAAAACCAAUCAUAUAAAACAUCUACAGCAAACCCAAACAAAUUACAUGUAUUUUUUAGAGUAACUCACAACUCUGUACAUUUUAUGGACACAGUGAAAGAAUAAUUGUCUUUUCUGUUUGUGGUAAAAUACACAAAUUUGUACUAAUGCUUCACUUUGUCUCACUUUACAUUAACAGGCAUUCGAUAUGUUUGCCCUGCUGCUGAUGACUUCCCCCUGAGACGCCUUAAGCUGUGGUGCAGGGAUUCUGUUAGUACAAUCCCUACUCAUCUGAUGUUUCAUAUGGACUUCAUAAUAAAUGCACACAUUUUUGCAUCAUGCAAAUUUGUGAUCAUGAAAAUUGUCUUGUCUUCUAUAUAGGUCCAUCUCAGUGAUGAUGGUGGGUCGCCUAUUCUGGGGCAGCGUCUCUGGCAGGCGGCGUACACUGAACUGGAUAGAGGUGAUCCUGCAUCAGUGCUGUCAGUGCAGCGCAGGCGCUCGCCCCUGAGCACUGUCACACCAAAGGUGGUUGUGAGGGGAGAGGUACCUGCACCUCAACCAUCCAACGCCUUUGAGUGGACAGUGUGUGGAAAGGUGCACAAGGUAAACAUAAUUCCUGUGUGUCUAUAUACAUAUAGUAUAUGUAUUUAAUACAGUAUUGUUAAUUUUCAACUUACUUAUCACAGCAGAAUCUCUCUGGCAACGAGGUGGAGGACUCUGCUCCAUGCACUCAGCAGGUUUGACAUCCUUUAUACAACACAACUAUCAUCACAAUUUCUGUAUGGAUUACACACAUUUUCUUUGAGAAGAAACCCUUUUCUAAAUUAUUACUUUAUUUAUUCUAUUUUUUUUUUCUCUCCCUCCAUCCUAGUUGUCAACAGUUGGGUUGCGAGACUGUUUUGUGCGUCUCAACCCUAUCCAUUUCAGUCCACACCUGCUGGAUGCCAUGGAGAAGAUUUCGCCAUCCCAGCUUCCCAACCCUGUUCCACAAGAUGAUGAGGUCAGUGAAAAUGUCACACUACAGCAGCACUUUGAUUGUUCAUUCAUAAUAUGUUUUGUGUUGCACAACAACAAUGCUUAGAAGAAAUAUUGUUUUAUUCAGAUGCCACGUGUGGAACCACGCAGGACUGUGGUUGCAUCUCGGAGGAUCCCUACCAGGAAGCAGGUUUGUUUCUUCAUUGGCACACAUGGUGUAUUAAUAUGCAAGCACGCAGAGCUAGGUUUGCAUCUAAACCAAGUUUAUCAUACAGAACGGAAUAAUAACAUUGAGAAAUUUUACUUGGCCCUUAAUUUCAAAAAAUGUUUUUUCUUAAUUCAUACACAAAUAGGAUGUUUAGUAUCAUCAGUUAAUGAUUCUUUCUUCAACUAUAAAAGUACAGUUUUUUCAAUUUGACCUUUUUAUCAAUGACAAUAUAUUAUACACAAACUUUUGUGUGCAGGGAAGGGCCUUGCGUGUCCAGAGCCCAGCUGAGCUGCAGACAACUGAGGUGCCUCCUGCUACAGAACUCACUUCACCUGAGGUGGGCUUGGAGAGGGUGGCAGAGCUCCAGACGUGCCAGGGCGUGGUGACGGUGGACACUGCCAUCCUGUCAGCACCCCAGCCAGAUGGAGGCACCCAGGUGGAACAGGUAAGUAUGCAUAAACAUCUUCCUCACCCCCCUCUUGUGUUUGGUGAUUUUGAUCGCUCACCUGUGCAGUUUAGCAGUAUGGAGACUGAGGCAGUACAGUUUCUGUGCACUGAGAUUGAGAGUGAGAUGUCUGACCCAGGUUGGGUAAGAGACAGUAUCCAAGGAUCAUUUCACCAGGGAAGUGAUUUAUUAAGUAAUCACGGAACACAGUGUAUGGCAAUUGGGCUGGCCAGCGUUGCCAAACACAGUGUCAAAAGCGUUUUCUCGUGGAGUGUGGCUGAUCUCGACACAGUUUUGCUCUGUGGGGAUCAACUGUACACAUAUCUGAGAAAUAAUGACAAAAUCAGUGGCGGUUCUGAUUUUUUGUGUAUUCCUGAUUUGCCUGCUUCACACACAAUUGAUGGCAUGGAGUUUGACUUUGAGUAUGGUGAUUACAUGUCUGGACUCAUCAACCAGACUGAUGGAUCACCCAUUGCACCUGGGUUGACAACAUUGCUGCAUAGUCUACAAAUUCUGUUUGCCAAAUAUGACACAUGCUUUUUGACAUUGCAUUGCAGCACAUGUGUUGUCAUUCAUGAGAAUAAUAUGUUUGCUGUUGUUGAUUCUCAUGCUCGAAAUGCUUUGGGCCUGGUGGAUCCUGAUGGCAGAAGUGUUGUUGCAUAUUUCCAUAACUUGCAGGAACUGUAUACACAUGCAUUAGCCUUGGCUGCAUCACAGCAUGUGAGCAACCAGGCUUUUGAAGUUGCUGGUGUGCGUGCAAUCCCCAGAAUGUCAGCAAUUGAAAGUAUGUGUUUGCCAUCCAGCUCAAGAGUACAUACUGAAAUACUGAGCAAAAUGAAGAGUGUCUAUGCAGAUGUACAGCAGGAAGUGUCACACUCCAAGCAGGGGUGUUCAUCCAGUACAUCAGUACAUAGGAAGCAAGGCUUGAAACGUCAACGCUUUGUGCACGCUCCUGCUGCCAAGAGAGCAAAGACGAACAAUUUUGGUGAUGAUGUAUUCAUUGUUAAAGACACAAACAACACGAGUGCAAAUAAUAGUAAUGAUGUUGUGUGCAUUGAUGAUGCAAUAAGCCAGACUGACGACGAUGUGAUGUGUGUUGGUAAUGGAGCCCAACAAGAUUUAGUGUUUAACCCCCUUCAGUUAGAGGUUGCCAAAGUUUUGUGCAACACUUUAGGGAUAGAAUGUCAGAAAGUUGAUGUGGAAGGAUUUGUAGCAGGCAUAUUAGGACCUCCAUGCAAGAAGCAGCCUAUUGUCGGCGAUGGCAAUUGCUUCUUCAGAGCUGUGAGUCAUGUUUUGUCUGGUAGUGAGAAGUUUCACAGGAAAGUCAGGUUGGCAGUUUGUAAACACAUUGAAUGUCAUCCUGGAUCAUAUGAGCACAUUCUGAGAAAUGAAUUUACCUCUGUCAAAGAAUAUGUUCACAUGUCCAGAAUGCGAUAUGUGGGUAGUUGGGCCACAGAAGUGGAGAUUCAGGCUGCAGCAGAUUGUUUCGGGGUUAGCAUUUUUACCUACAUUGACAAUCGAUGGCUUCAAUACAGCUGUCAAGGUCGACAAUUAUCAGAACAGGCAGUGUAUUUGGAGAACUGUAAUAACAUCCAUUAUGAGGCUGUUGUCUGUGUUCGACAACCUAAUGUGGACUGUGAUUGCUGUGAUUUCUGUAAAGGUGCUGUUGCACAUAGUACCAACUAUGGUUUGACACAGGUGAGCAAAGAUGCGCCAUAUAACCUCAGGACAGGAUGUCAGGACUUCAAGCAACAGAGUCAUCACAUUUUAAGUCCUUCACAUCAUGAAAAAAGGUUGUCAAAAUAUCUUAAAAAGAAGAAGUUUUUGCAAAUGAAAAUUAACUACCACAAAAACUUCUUGGAUUACAACAGACGUAACCAACAUGUUAGGAAUAGAUAUAAGCACAAUCUGUUGUAUCAACAGAAACUCAAGGCUUUAAGUAAGGUCAAAUACUUAGAUGAGGUGCACAAAGAAGAUGUUAAAAACAGAAUCAAAAUUAAGUAUAGAGACGAUAAUACCCACAGACAAAUUGUUAAAAAUAGAAGCAAGGACAGGAGCAACAUUAAAUAUAGGGACGAUCAUACCCACAGAGAAAUUGUUAAAAACAGAAGCAGGGACAGAAGCAAAAGUAAAUAUAGGGACGAUAAUACCCACAGACAAAUUACUAAAGACAGAAGCAGGGAAAUAAGUAAGGUUAAAUAUGGAAAAGCUGCAUUUAGACAGACAAAAAUAAACUUAGUAAAGACAAAUUACCACCAGAACCCAGAACACUUCCUUGCAUCUAAGAAACUUAGAAUAUUAAAAAGGAAGGCAAAACUAGAACAGAUGGACUUUGUAAUUGAGCAGUUUUUGGAAAAAAUCAAAGAUGGGCCAGCAUUUGUGUGCAGUGUGUGCCAUAGACUGUUGUUUAAACACCAGGUUUCGCGUUGUAAGCUAGACAAGUACAGUAGCAAUACAAAGACAGCUGGUGUCGCAGCUAGAUGUAUUAAAGAUGUGUAUGUGCAUAAAUGUAUGUCUUCUUGUGCCGUACCAUGUGUUUUGAAAGCUUCCCCUCGUGGUAGUUUGUGGAUUUGUCAUUCAUGUCAUGGCAAGGUCAGUAAAGGUGACGAGCCAGCUGAGAGCGCAUCCAAUAAUCUGACCGUUGAUCCAAUUCCACCUGAGUUGGCUUGUUUAAAUCGCCUAGAGUCGCAUUUAAUUGCACUCCAUAUCCCCUUUUUGAAGAUGGUAGCUCUUCCUAGAGGUGGUCAAAAUGGUGUUCAUGGGCCGAUUGCAUGUGUUCCAGCCAACAUUGUCCAAACCAGUAACGCGUUGCCACGUUCAAACAUGGAAGGUUCAGUUAUUCCCGUUAAACUGAAGCGCAAGCUUACUUAUAAAGGACAUUAUGCAUACGAGUAUGUUGACCCUAUGCAUAUCAAGAAAGCACUGCAUUAUCUGAAAGAGAACAAUCCGUUCUACAAAGAUGUGCAAUUCAAUGAUGACUGGAUAAAUGAAUUUUGCAGGGAUGAGAGUGCUGACAAACAGCAGCAGAGUAUUGUUGAUGAACAGGGAGGAUCAAAUGCAGAGAGCUCUGAGGCAUCUGCAGCUGAGGCAGCUGCAGCUGAGGAAGAACUUCUGCAUGAUCGGCAGCAGCAUUGCAUGUUUCAAGACACAUGCUCAAUGCCUGUUGAUAUUGGCCAGGAAGCGCUGGACCAAUAUUUUGAUGGUGUUUUGAACUUGGCUCCAGCUGAUGGACAGAACCCUGUGAAGGUUUUGACAACAAAGGAGAACGAGGCCAAGUGUUUCCCUGUGUUGUUUCCAAAAGGCCGUGGAACAUUUUUUGAUAAUAGAAAAUUUUCUCUGACUCUGUUCCGCUAUUUGAGCAACAGGCUAUAUCAUGCUGAUGGUAGGUUUGCGCAGAAUAUUGAGUUUAUUUUUUAUGCUUGUUACAUGCUUGAGUUACACCAAGUCAUGUCCAGUGUGUCAAUUGCGUUGAGAAAAGGGAAAGCCAGUAAGGUCAGAACAAAGAUUAGUGAUGUAUUGAAAGAUGAAGACAACCUGCGUGACCUUUUAAAUCAUGAUGAUGGGUACCGGUUUUUAAAACCUGUAAGGGGUACUCCAGCAUUUUGGCAGGGAAUUCAGAAGGAUUUGUUAGCAUGCUUGCGACAGCUUGGCAAACCUGCAUGGUUUUGUUCAUUUUCUGCAGCAGAUUUGAGGUGGAAGGAAUAUUUAGAGAACAUUCUUAGGGCAGAGGGGCGAACACAGACAUUUGAGGACCUGGAGUGGGCAGACAAGUGCGACCUGUUGCGUCGUAAUCCUGUACUCGCUGCUCGCAUGUUUGAUUAUCGCUGGCAUCUGUUUUUGAAAGAGGUGUUGAUGUCUCCAGCAAAUCCAAUUGGCAAAAUCCUCGACUACUUUUACAGGGUGGAGUUCCAGCAGCGUGGCUCUCCACACGUUCAUUGUCUGUUUUGGAUUGAGAAUGCCCCUGUAAUUGAUGUAAACACAGAUGAUGAGGUUGUUCAGUUUAUUGAUAGAUAUGUUUCAUGUGAACUACCUAACAACACUGACGAUUUACAUGAGGUUGUUUCUUCAGUGCAGCAGCAUUCAAAGCAGCACUCCAAAACUUGUAAAAAAGGUGGAAAACAGUGCCGCUUCAAUUUCCCAAAACCAGUGUCUGCUAGGACUUUCAUUUCCAGGGCAUAUAAGGAGGUUGAGAUGGAGUGCGUGUGUCAGCGCAACGUCCAUAACAUAGUAGAACAGUGCACUUGUGGCAAGGAAGAAAAUGAGAAGAAGCACAAGCAGGAAGGGGAAUUUGCUGUUAAGGUUUUUGAAUUAAUAGCUAAAGCGUUGUCAGACGAGAACUGCACAAUUCAAACUGCAGAUGAGCUAUUUGCGAGUAUAGGUAUACGACAGGAGACAUUUGAGGCAGCAUACAGGAGGUUAGGGAAAAAGACAGAGGUGAUUAUGCGACGGCAGGUUACUGAUACGUGGAUCAACCCACAUUCCAAGACUCUGUUAAAAGCUUGGAAUGCAAACAUGGACAUCCAGUAUGUGACUGAUGCUUAUGCUUGUGUAGUUUACAUCAUUUCAUACAUCUCUAAAGCAGAAAGACAGAUGGGAUUGAUGUUAGCAAAUGCACAGCGUGAAGCAUCUAAGGAAGACAACCUCAGUGCCAAACAGGCUUUGAACAGGCUAGGAAGUGUUUACCUUCACAACCGAGAUGUUGGAGCUCAGGAGGCAGUCUACAAGCUCAGCAACAUGCACUUAAAAGAGUGCUCUCGGAAGGUGGUUUUUGUACCGACAGGUGAUAAUGUUGUCAGGAUCAGCAAGCCAUUGACUGUGUUAAAAGACAUGGCUGCUGAAUCCACAGAACAGAUGUGGAUGAUCAACUUUGUUGACCGUUAUAAAAACAGACCCAGAGAUCAUAUAUUUGAAGCCAUGUGCCUUGUCCACUUUGCUGCUGAGUAUCGUGUGCUCUACAAAGGUGAAAAAUCAAAAAACCGAAUUGAACUUGAUAACGGCUGUGGGUCUGUGUUGAGAAGAACCCGUACGCAGCCUGCUGUUGUAAGGUACGCAAGAUUCUCUGAGACUAAAAGUCCAGAGUUAUUUCACCAAAGCAUUUUGCAGCUGUUUCUUCCGUAUCGUACAGAAGAACAGCUAAAGCCAGAGGGAUUUGUCACUUUUGAAGACUUUUACAAAACUGGCCGUGUCAUCAUUGCUGAUGGACAGCUACGUUCAGUGAAGUCAGUUGUGGACUCAAAUCGCUGCAAUUAUGAAAUAGAUGCUGAUGACUUAGAUGAGGUUUUGGAUUCUGUAAAUUUUGAUGGUCCUCUAGAAGAUGCGUGGGGGCAAUUGUUCCCACAGCAAGAAACUGAACGCCUGGAGUCAAUCCAGGAACGGGCAGAGCAGAUAGAGGUAGACAAUAACCCAGUGGAACAUAUUCCUGAUCUGGCUGGGGGUAUAGAGCAGGCUAAGGUAACUAAGUGCAACAAUUUAAGUAGAAGCGAGGGAUUGGCAUUAUGCAGGUCUUUAAAUGAUGACCAGAUGCGUGUGUUAAACAAGGUCCAUCAGUGGUGCGUUGUUAAAGCAGCAGGUAGAAACCCAGACCCCUUUUAUGUGUUUGUAACAGGUGGUGCUGGCGUUGGAAAAUCGCAUUUAAUCAGAGCGAUUCAAUACGAGGCCACAAGGUUAUUGUCACCAAUGUGUCGACAACCUGACAAUAUCAGUAUUUUGUUGACUGCACCAACAGGGAUUGCUGCAUAUAAUCUGCAUGCAACCACCCUGCACAGUACAUUUAGCAUAGGGAAAGAUGUUCGCCUCCCUUAUGUGCCAAUAGGUGAAGAAAAGCUAAACACAUUGAGAAUGAAAUAUUGUGAUCUCCAAAUCUUGAUAAUUGAUGAAAUUUCUAUGGUGGAUCACAAUAUGCUCACUUAUGUGCACGGGCGACUUCGCCAAAUUAAACAGACAGGCAUUCACACUCCAUUUGGAAAUGUGAGCGUCAUGGCAGUGGGGGAUUUUUAUCAGUUGCCUCCAGUGAAAGGAAAACCGUUAUACAUGGAACCACUUGGAGUUGAUCUUUGGAGCACUCAUUUUAAGGUUGUCAAGUUGACAAAAGUAAUUCGGCAGACAGACGAAGAUUUUGCCGGACUACUGAAUCGAGUUCGGACGCAUCCAAAAGACUCAGACAUGUUGCAAAGUGAUAUCACCACUUUGAAACAGCGAGAAACUGGCGAAGAAUGCUCAGGUUUGCAUAUAUUUGCCACAAAUAGCCAGGUCAAUGAGCACAACUUUGAGCAGCUGCAAAGAACAUGUCCAGAUUACCAUGUAAUACAGGCUCAGGAUUAUAUAAACAACUCAAAAACAGGCAAACUGGAAUUGAAAAAAGGCUAUCAUACACUAACAUAUAACACUUGUUUAGAUGCAAAAUUGUUAUUGGGUACUGGCUCUCGUGUCAUGUUGACAAAAAAUUUAGAUUUGGCUGACGGCUUGGUUAAUGGUGCAUGUGGCACAGUAACAGAUGUAGUUUGUGUUGAAAAUGAAAAGUUUCCUCAGUGUAUUUUUGUGAAAUUUGAUGAUGAAGUAGUUGGUGUUGAGAGGAGGAAACAGUCAGGAAGGGUGUCAGAUCAUCUUGUUGGUUCCACGGCUAUUACACCGGAGGAAGAAAGAGUGACAAAGAAGGGAGGUAUGCGCCGUCAAUUUCCGCUUCGUCUCGCCUGGGCCUGUACUGUACACAAAGUACAAGGCCUCACAGUUGAUACAGCCAUAGUCAGUAUGAAAAAGGUGUUUUCUGCUGGUCAGGCUUACGUGGCUUUAAGUCGUGUCAGGACUCUUAUGGGAUUGAUCAUUCAAGAUUUCAAUCCCAAAAAAAUCUAUUGUCGGCCAGAAAUCGCUCAGGCCACUUCAAGGAUGGCUUCGUUCCUAGAACCUAUCACCUGGCAAGGGAGAGUGGAGGACACUUUGACAGUGUUCCUCAUGAAUGUUCAGGGUUUGAGACGCCAUGUGUCUGACUUGGCUCAGCACACACAGCAUUUGCAGCCAGAGUGCAUUGCUGUGACUGAGACGUGGUUGCAUCCAGGUUGUUCCUCUGAGACACUCAAGAUAGCCAACUACUCUCUGCAUAGUUGUCCACGAGCUCUGGCAUAUGAUGGUCAAACUGCCCCAUUUGCCUCUUUGCAGGCAAAAGAACAUGGGGGAGUUGCAAUGUAUUGUGAUGGAAUUAUGCAGUUUGCAAUCAUCAAGGUGCCUUGUUUCAAUGUGGAAUGUUUGGUGUACCACUGCAUAAACCUCAACAUUUUCCUUACAGUCAUAUAUCGGCCUCCAACCUACCCCAUGACACUAUUCAAACAAAAUAUUAUCAAAUUACUCCAAUGGCUGGAACAAAUUGGCAAAAACAUUAUUGUCAUGGGAGAUUUCAACGAUGACAUAUUGAAGGCAUCUUCAAUUUGCAAAUUUUUCCAAGAUAGAGGUUAUGAUCAGGUGAUCACCCAGCCUACCACAGAGCGAGGCACUUUGAUUGAUCAUGUUUAUGUGAGAGGGGGCAUUUUCCACACACAAGCUGAAGUAAUGCCUUCAUAUUUUAGCGACCAUGAAGGUAUUUACUGCAGCUUUAAAAUUUGUGAUUAA
Xyrichtys novacula (pearly razorfish) is the source of this 10198-nucleotide messenger RNA. Lineage: Eukaryota; Metazoa; Chordata; Actinopteri; Labriformes; Labridae. The record is from the annotation of a GenBank genome assembly.